Molecule: messenger RNA, 366 nt
Organism: Rhizophagus irregularis DAOM 181602=DAOM 197198
Lineage: Eukaryota; Fungi; Glomeromycota; Glomeromycetes; Glomerales; Glomeraceae
Source: RefSeq, a predicted model, not a curated record
CAAGGAGUGGAUAUUUCAUAUUACGAUGUAACGAUAACACCUAAGGUCCCUCUGCGAUUAAAUAGGAAGGUAUUUAAUCGUUUUGUGGAACAAAAUCGAGAUGGAGCUCUUGGGGGUGCAAGACCGGUAUUCGAUGAUAUGUAUUCAAUAACGAAAAAAAAAAUAUUUUCGUGGAAUUAGAGGAAGAAGAUACGCCCGUGAGUAGAACACGACCGCCUCAAAGAUUCAGAAUUAAAAUAAAAAAAAACUAGAGAUAUUGUUAUAAGGGAACUAUUCCAAUUUUUAAAUGCAAGAGACGAUAUGACAAAUAAUUGCCUAAUGGCAACAAUGGCAAUGGACAUUAUUAUUGGACACAAGAUUUCUGCA